Molecule: messenger RNA, 2172 nt
Organism: Parus major (Great Tit)
Lineage: Eukaryota; Metazoa; Chordata; Aves; Passeriformes; Paridae
Gene: CASP3
Product: caspase 3
Exons: 7
Coding region: 120-968 (282 amino acids)
Biological process (GO): erythrocyte differentiation; neuron differentiation; apoptotic process
Cellular component (GO): cytoplasm
Source: RefSeq, a predicted model, not a curated record
GCGGGGCCAGCGGCGGGGCUGUCUCGGCGCCGGGCGGCGCGCAGCUGAGCCACGCUCGGGAGAACGCGGGUCGGAGCGAGGCGAGCAGGCGGCGAAGCCGCUGAUAAUUGAAAGCAAUAAUGACAGACAAGGGAGAUGGACCACAACUGGGGGAAGAUCUGGCAGAUGCAAAAUCUGUUCCAGGUUUUAAAGGAAAGAGCCUACCUGCUAGCAAGUCUAUGGACUCUGGAAUUUUGCCAGACUACAGUUACAGAAUGGAUUAUCCAGAAAUGGGGGAAUGUGUAGUAAUAAACAAUAAGAACUUCCACAGACAUACUGGGAUGUUGCCCCGUUCAGGUACAGAUGCAGAUGCUGCAAGUGUCAGAGAAGUUUUUAUGAACUUGGGAUAUAAAAUUAAGAUCAAAAAUGAUCUUUCAUGUGGGGACAUUUUUAAACUAUUGCAAAAGGUGUCUGAAGAAGAUCACAGCAAGCGGAGCAGCUUUGUUUGCGUGUUGCUGAGCCAUGGCGACGAAGGAUUGAUCUAUGGUACAGAUGGGCCUCUUGAAUUGAAAGUACUGACAAGCCUUUUCAGAGGUGACAGGUGCAGAAGUUUAGCAGGAAAACCCAAGCUCUUUUUCAUUCAGGCUUGUAGAGGGACAGAAUUAGAUUCUGGUAUUGAGACAGACAGUGGAUCAGAAGAAACAAUGUGUCAGAAAAUACCUGUAGAGGCAGACUUUCUGUAUGCCUAUUCUACAGCUCCAGGCUAUUACUCCUGGAGGAAUUCAGCUGAAGGCUCAUGGUUUAUUCAGUCACUUUGUAAAAUGCUGAAGGAACAUGCAAAGAAACUUGAACUCAUGCAGAUUUUAACUCGUGUUAAUCGCAGAGUGGCAGAGUAUGAGUCCUGCUCAACUCGACAAGAUUUUAAUGCAAAGAAACAGAUUCCGUGUAUUGUCUCUAUGCUCACCAAAGAAUUUUAUUUCCCUUCCUAAAAUAGUUUUUCAGUUCAUGUUUUUUACCUGCAUUUUAUAUGCAAUAUUAGUACGAAAUACCACUUUUAAACCUGAAUAACUGUUCACUGCUGUGUGUGGCACAACGAAGUGUCUCAAAGUUAGAUAUAUGUCUGUUGUUAGAAGUAAAACAUAGUAUGCAAAUGAGUUGCAAAGCUGAAGCAGCUUUGAAAGUAGUGCUCUGAGUAUCGCAAAAAGUAUGGAAGGGGAGACUGGAGAAAGAUCAGAUUGUUUAUUGGAGCUAUUUGGUGCUACAUUUCACUUGGGGCAGAGGAAAGAGUUCUUGUAAAUCAUUUGGUUUCAUAUUGUACAAACAAGAUUUAGAAUGUCAGUGAUGGUAAUAUAGUAGUGUCAUCAUACCUUUCCUCUUAACUCAAGUUCUUAAAGUUUAGGUUAUAAACUAACCUAAACUAUUUUUACACUUUUGGGCAUAAACUCUGGAAAACAGUCAUUUCAUAUUUUUUCAUACAGUUACAAAGCAUGUUUUAGAGUACUGUUGGAAAUGGAAAAAUAGAAACUUUCAUUCUUCAUCUCAACAGAGUACAGUUGGUUUUUCCUGAUAAUUUAAUAACUUUGUGUAUGUGUUAUUACAGAAAACAAUUACAUCAGCAUGGUAGCUGUUUCAGAAGAAAAUUUGUAUUCUGACCUUGAAGCUGAGUGCCCAAGGGACCAGUCUUCCAAAGUGUCUUUUUCUGCAGCUCCCUAAGGGUAUAUUUUGUAUUUGGGGCUAUAAGAGCCAGCACAAAAGGAAAUCUGCAUUCUGAACAGUCGGCUUUCCUCUUUUUAGCCUUAAAUAAGAAUGGGUUGGCUCUGUGCGUAUCACAUGUAAUCUGUUUGAAAACCUAGAUUUGUGGGGAAAUUUCACUUCAAAACGCUAAUUCCACUGAAUCAAUUACAAAGUUUAGCUAAAAUAUGUUAACAAAUAGUUAAGUUGUAUCUCUUGACUCUGAAUUUUGUGAAAUAGACUUAAAAAACUGCAAAACAUUUUUGCUGAUAUUUCAAUUUGUAGCAGUCUUUUUAAGACUGGUGAAAGACAGAAUAUGAAAUUACAAUAGGUGCUUGCAAAACAAGACUUGAAACUCUUAAAAUUGUGUAGCAAAAACAACGGUGGUAAAUUGAUGAUCACUUCCAGAGGCAUUUUGUACUUGUGGUUUUUUUUUAAUUAAAUACUGUUUCCUAGAUUGUA